AUGGUAAGUUUCGGUUCUAGGGGGAACCACCGCGGACAACUCAGCCACCACCCCCUAUCUCACCCUAACCCUAUUGUCCACACCCACUUAAUCCGAUUGCAGAAGUUCUACGUCAUUGCUUUGGCCUUUGUCGGCCUUGCCGCCGCCGAUGUCAGUCAUCUAAAGUUGGGACUGUCCGCCGACGGAGGCUAUGGACUCACCGCCUUGUCAUCCGCUUCCUCCUCCUCCUCCACUUCUUCGGAAGUGGUACAAGGUGGUGAUUCCAGCUCCUACCAGUACUCAAAGUCCGCGGAGGUUGUGCCCGGAAGCGAUGCUAGUUCCUACCAGCCUGCUGAAUAUACUCCAGCUCAUCUCAAGUCAGCCGAUGUAGUUCCUGGAGGUGAUUCAAGUUCCUAUCAACCCGCUGAAUACACUCCUGAGCACUUGAAGACAGCUGAGGUGGUUCCUGGAGGAGAUUCCAGCUCUUACCAGCCCGCUGAAUACACUCCCGAGCACUUGAAGACAGCUGAGGUGGUUCCCGGAGGAGAUUCCAGCUCUUACCAACCCGCUAAAUACACUCCCGAGCACUUGAAGACAGCUGAGGUGGUUCCUGGAGGCGAUUCCAGCUCUUACCAGCCCGCUGAAUACACUCCCGCUCAUCUUAAGGCUUCUGUUCCAGCGAGCAUUGGAGCUGAUACUUAUGCUCCAGUUCCGGCUGCUAUUGGUGCUGAUACCUACACCCCUGAGAAGUUCAUUCCGCAGGACGUUCAGGAGGCCCACUACAAGUACAUUCAGGAGCAGGAGCAGGGAGCUGUUGUUCCCGGAGGAGAUUCCAGCUCUUACCAACCCGCCGAAUACACUCCCGAGCACUUGAAGACAGCUGAGGUGGUUCCUGGAGGCGAUUCCAGCUCUUACCAGCCCGCUGAAUACACUCCUGCUCAUCUUAAGGCUUCUGUUCCAGCGAGCAUUGGAGCUGAUACUUAUGCUCCAGUUCCGGCUGCUAUUGGUGCUGAUACCUACACCCCUGAGAAGUUCAUUCCGCAGGACGUUCAGGAGGCCCACUACAAGUACAUUCAGGAGCAGGAGCAGGGAGCUGUGGUUCCCGGAGGAGAUUCCAGCUCUUACCAACCCGCCGAAUACACUCCCGAGCACUUGAAGACAGCUGAGGUGGUUCCUGGAGGCGAUUCCAGCUCUUACCAGCCCGCUGAAUACACUCCUGCUCAUCUUAAGGCUUCUGUUCCAGCGAGCAUUGGAGCUGAUACUUAUGCUCCAGUUCCGGCUGCUAUUGGUGCUGAUACCUACACCCCUGAGAAGUUCAUUCCCCAGGACGUUCAGGAGGCCCACUACAAGUACAUUCAGGAGCAGGAGCAGGGAGCUGCGGUUCCUGGAGGCGAUUCCAGCUCUUACCAGCCCGCUGAAUACACUCCAGCUCAACUCAAAAACUCCGUUGUAGCUUCGACCGCUGCUUCUGCUGUUUCUGGGGGAGAUUCCAGUUCCUAUCAGUCCGCCGUUUCCCAAACGAGCUACGUUCAUAGCCAAACCAAGACUGUCGUGACCGGAUCGUCUGGCAGUUCCUACCAGAGCGCCCAACCCAUCGCCGCCUAUGUCCAGGGACAAGCCCCAGUCGUCAUUGGAGCCAACACGAUCACACCUGCCCAUCUGUAUGAGGAGCCCACAUCGAAUGGCAUCGAGGAGUUGAAUCCCGAUACCCAUGUGCCCGUGGCCAUUGGUGCCGACACCAUUACUCCUGCCCAUUUGCAGGCCACCUACUCCAAAUCCAGCCAGGAGACCCAGUACGCGUCAAACGGCGGCUAUAUUUACUAA
This is a messenger RNA of Drosophila mauritiana, 1803 nucleotides long. Its product is annotated as putative testis-expressed protein 13C. NCBI's taxonomy places the organism in Eukaryota, Metazoa, Arthropoda, Insecta, Diptera, Drosophilidae. The record is from RefSeq and is a predicted model, not a curated record.